Messenger RNA from Cavia porcellus (domestic guinea pig), 742 nucleotides. It is a transcript of the gene Frey1, whose product is annotated as Frey regulator of sperm-oocyte fusion 1. Lineage: Eukaryota; Metazoa; Chordata; Mammalia; Rodentia; Caviidae. The record is from RefSeq and is a predicted model, not a curated record. The transcript is spliced from 3 exons. Gene Ontology annotation, cellular component: endoplasmic reticulum membrane. The coding region runs from base 306 to 641 and encodes 111 amino acids. Gene Ontology annotation, biological process: fusion of sperm to egg plasma membrane involved in single fertilization; sperm-egg recognition.
CAGAGGUGAGGGUGGGGGCAGCCGGCCCUUUCUGUUGAGGCCUACUGCAUGUGUCCCCUUCCCUCACAGGAAAGGAACACAGGCCAGCAAGAGGCAAGGCCACGACUUGAACUGACAUGUGACCACAGACCUGGGCACUGACACCAGGACAAGGUUUGCUUUGACGCCUCCUGGCCUAGUCUGUGAAACACGGCACCUGCCUUCCGGCCUCCAUCAGCCCUGGAAUGAUGCCCUUUGUGAGGUGGCCUGGGGGUGACAGCAGGUUCCGAGCCGUGGGCGGAACCUGAGCAGGGCCUGUGUAGGAGAUGGUGCCUGCCAUGCUAGGGCCUCUGUGUCCCAGAGCUGGGUUCGGCUUUCUUGUCUUGUACCUUGUCCUGGCAGCUAGAGUCCUGUGCCCUCAGCCCCUGAGGUGCUGCCCCUGCCCUCCUGGGAGAGGAGUUGGUCCACGGUUCCAGGCCUCCGUGGAACUGGUGCAGCCGCUGUCCAACCUAGAUGAUGACUACGGGCUCCGACCCAGGCACCCACGGCUGAGACACCCAGGGCGGCCAAGGCCUUGGCCCCUCUUCUCCCUGGCCCAGCAGCGCAAGCGGGAUGGGCCAGACAUGGCUGACUAUUACUAUGAGGAUGCCCGAGGUGACUGAUGGGACCUGCAUAAAGCUGUUCUGUCAGCAGAGGCUCAGGCUUCCUGCAUGUGCCCGAGGUGACACUGGAGGGGGCCACAUAGCACACAGGCACUGUGGUC